AUGACUGCCACAAACGGCCACACCACCACCAACGGCGUCCUCGACUCGUACACCAAAUCAUGCCAAGACGUCUCCGGACCCAAAGCGCAUCCCCGAGCCAAGUUCGUCCUCGAUGCCCUCAUGAAGCACCUGCACGCCUUCGCUCGCGAAGUCCAGCUGACGAACGAAGAGUGGCUCGCCUCGUGCGAUCUCCUCAUUCGCUCGGGUCAGAUGUCGGAUGCGCGACGAAACGAGCUGAUCCUCAUCUCGGAUGUCCUUGGGCUUGAGUCGCUGGUGGACAACAUGACGCAUGAGCGGGCGCAGGCUGCUUCUUCUGGAGCCAAAGUGGAUGCUACGGAGAGCGCCAUUCUCGGGCCCUUUUACCGCACGGGCGCUCCACGAUACGAGAACGGGGGUGACAUUGUGCUCGACCACACCAUCACGAGUGCCGACGGCAAACGUGGGGAGACGUGUCUCAUGCAUGGCAAGGUCACGGACGCCUCGACUGGCGCGCCCAUCGUGGGGGCGCAGAUCGACAUCUGGCACACCGGCCCCAACGGCCUGUACGAGCAGCAGGACGAGAAGCAGCCAGACUACAACUACCGCGGUCGCUUCACCACCGACGCUGCCGGCUACUAUGCCGUCCGCUGCCUCCGUCCCACCGCCUAUCCCAUCCCCUACGACGGUGGAGCGGGUGACAUUCUGAAGCUGCUCGAUAGGAGCCCCAUGCGACCUGCCCACAUCCAUCUCCUCAUCGAGGCAAACGGGUACAAGCAGCUGGUCACCCAGAUCUUUGAUUCCAAGUGCGAGUACAUUGGCGCAGACGCGGUGUUUGCCGACAAGAGCGGGCUGACCGUCGACUUUGCCACUCCGAGCAGCAACGAGGCCAAGAAGAGCGGCUGCCAGACCGAGGUGGCGUACGAUAUCCGGUUGGUGGCUGAUCAGUGA
Kalmanozyma brasiliensis GHG001 is the source of this 927-nucleotide messenger RNA. Its product is annotated as Intradiol ring-cleavage dioxygenase, C-terminal. NCBI's taxonomy places the organism in Eukaryota, Fungi, Basidiomycota, Ustilaginomycetes, Ustilaginales. The coding region runs from base 1 to 927 and encodes 308 amino acids. Gene Ontology annotation, biological process: catechol-containing compound metabolic process. Gene Ontology annotation, molecular function: catechol 1,2-dioxygenase activity; ferric iron binding. The transcript has a single exon. The record is from RefSeq and is a predicted model, not a curated record.